CCGUGGUGUAGUAAGAUGGCGACGGAGAGAUAUUCCGGGUGCGGUCUGUCCCAGAGGCGGGGUCGGUCCCGCCCAAUUUCCGUGUCAGUGCUGAGAGAAGAGUGAGGGGGGAACGGCGUCAUCCCCCGUGCUGCUGUCCGUGCGCCGCGCUGCAGCGGGAAGAUGUCUGCUCUUUCGGCCUGGUUCUGGAACGAGCGAUUUUGGCUGCCGCAGAAUGUCACCUGGGCGGACCUGGCGGACACCGAGAACGGAGAGCAGUUUCCCCGGGCUGGACACCUCCUCUUAGCCUUCCCUACUGCGCUCGGCAUCUUCGCCCUCAGGCUGUUGUUCGAGAGGUUUAUUGCUAAACCCUGUGCGUUUCAAUUGGGCCUUCAAGGUAACGGGCCGCGUAGAGCACAACCGAAUUCCAUCCUAGAAAAAGUCUUUACUUCCAUCACAAAGUGUCCUGAUGGAAAGCACCUGGAGGGCCUGUCAAAGCAGCUGGACUGGGAUGCACGAAAGAUCCAGAGGUGGUUCAGACAAAGGCGGAAUCAGGAUAAGCCGAGCUUAGUAACAAAAUUUUCGGAGAGCAUGUGGCGGUUUAUAUUUUAUUUGUAUAUCUUUUCCUAUGGAUUAUGGUUUCUCUGGUCGGCCCCGUGGUUUUGGGAUACACGACAGUGCUGGUACAAUUACCCUUAUCAGUCGCUCACGUUGGGCUUAUACUACUAUUAUAUUCAGGAACUGGCCUUUUACUGGUCUUUAAUGUUCUCCCAGUUUACAGAUAUCAAACGCAAGGAUUUCCUAAUUAUGUUCAUUCAUCAUCUGGCCACAGUUGGCCUCAUCUCAUUUUCCUAUGUCAAUAAUAUGGUGCGAGUGGGAACUCUGGUCAUGUGUCUGCAUGACGCUUCUGAUUUCUUGCUGGAGACAGCAAAAAUGUUAAAUUAUGCAAAGUACCAGAGGUUGUGUGACACUUUCUUUAUGAUGUUUGGGCUGAUGUUUGUCACUACGCGACUUGUCAUUUAUCCAAUAUGGAUCUUAAAUACAACAUUGUUUGAAAGCUGGGAGCUGAUUGGUCCAUACCCAUCAUGGUGGCUGUUUAAUGGUCUUCUUUUAAUUCUUCAAGUUCUCCAUGUCGUCUGGUCUUGCCUCAUUAUUCGCAUAGCAUACAGAUCAUUGACAAAAGGAAAGGUUGGAACUGGGAAGUGUCACCCUUUGCCUGUAGUAAAAGAUGAACGCAGCGACAUAGAAAGCAGUUCGGAAGAAGAGGAUACAGCAGUUCAUAGCACCAAAGGAAUUCACAACACAUCCAGCAACGGGGCAAACAGGGUGAACGGCCAUGCGACAAACGGUCAGUGGGCUGACGAAUAGAUGUGUGAGAUGUCCAGCGACUUAGUAAUAG
Messenger RNA from Nanorana parkeri, 1378 nucleotides. RefSeq names its product ceramide synthase 5 (gene CERS5). Gene Ontology annotation, molecular function: sphingosine N-acyltransferase activity; DNA binding. Gene Ontology annotation, biological process: ceramide biosynthetic process. Gene Ontology annotation, cellular component: membrane. Bases 163 to 1347 code for a protein of 394 amino acids. The transcript has 11 exons. NCBI's taxonomy places the organism in Eukaryota, Metazoa, Chordata, Amphibia, Anura, Dicroglossidae. The record is from RefSeq and is a predicted model, not a curated record.